CAAUAACUGAAAAAAGAUCUGGUUACGAUAGAAAAGACGGCAAUUGUGUCUUGCGCUUUAAUAGAAUAUCAACAUGUUCAAGCUAGCUAGAAGCCAACCUUUGGCAGCUGCCUUGAAGGCAAGCAGGGUAAUUUUUUCACAUCCAAAAUAGUCCCUUAUCAACAAAGUUAACAUGGUCCCAGGUCUCUAUGUCAUCCCGCAUGGUCGGCGCCGCGCAACAAAAAAGAGCUUUGAGCAUACACGAGUAUCUUUCAGCGGAUUUGUUGAGAAAGGUACGAGUUAGUUAUAUGCGCGCAGACGAAUCUGACGAGAAUACAGUAUGAUAUUGGCGUCCCCAAUGGAGCUGUUGCAAAAUCAGCCGCUGAGGCAGAGGCUAUUGCAAAGAAUAUUGGUGGGGAUGACAUGGUUAUCAAGGCACAAGUUCUUGCCGGUGGAAGAGGAAAGGGUACUUUCGACAAUGGGUUAAAGGGAGGAGUCCGAGUUAUCUACUCUCCUACUGAAGCAAAGAUGUUCGCAGAGCAAAUGAUCGGACACAAGCUUGUUACCAAGCAAACUGGUGCCCAAGGACGUAUCUGCAACUCGGUCUAUAUUUGCGAGCGCAAGUUUGCUCGCCGCGAAUUCUACCUUGCUAUCUUGAUGGAUCGUGCUUCCCAAGGACCGGUUAUCGUUUCUUCGUCUCAAGGUGGAAUGGAUAUCGAAACUGUUGCAAAGGAGAGCCCAAACGCAAUCACAACUACCUACAUUGAUAUCCACAAGGGUGUUACUGAUGAUAUCGCACGAAAGAUUGUUACUGAUAUUGGUUUCAGUGAACAAUGUAUCGAAGAUGCCAAGGAUACUGUUCAAAAACUUUACAAGAUUUUCAUGGAGAAGGAUGCUACUCAAAUUGAGAUCAACCCUCUCUCUGAGACCUCGGAUCACAAGGUUCUUGCCAUGGAUGCCAAACUUGGUUUCGAUGACAAUGCCGAAUUCCGUCAAAAGGAGGUCUUUGAAUGGCGCGACACUACUCAAGAAGAUGCUGAGGAAGUUCGUGCCGCAGAAUCUGGUCUUAACUUCAUCAAGCUCGGUGGUGACAUCGGAUGUUUGGUAAACGGUGCCGGUCUUGCUAUGGCUACUAUGGAUAUCAUUAAGCUUAAUGGUGGUGAGCCAGCUAACUUCCUUGAUGUUGGAGGUGGAGCUACCCCACAAGCUAUCAGGGAGGCUUUCACUCUCAUCACCAGCGACCCUAAGGUUACCGCUAUCUUCGUUAACAUCUUUGGUGGUAUCGUUCGUUGCGAUGCUAUCGCUCAAGGUCUCAUCAGCACUGUUGAGAGCAUGAACCUUAGAAUCCCGAUCAUUGCAAGAUUGCAAGGAACAAACAUGGAGGCUGCACAUCAGUUGAUCAACGACUCCGGUCUUAAGAUUUUCUCCAUUGAUGACUUGCAAAGCGCAGCAGAGAAGGCUGUCCAAUUCUCAAAGGUUGUGAAGAUGGGUAAGUUUAUUCGUAACCCAUAUGAGUGAUCAUCGCUAACAUAUUCAUCAGCUCGUGAUAUCGAUGUUGGUGUUGAAUUUUCUUUGGGCAUUUAAGCGGUUACAUAGAUAGGUUUUCUCCUUGUUUGUAUUGAUUCCCACCGUCUUUAGAUCAAUGGAUGACCUCGGCUGAGUUCCCAUGUAUAAUGCAUCGAGUUUCAUGUCCAUAUACAUUAUCUUCUGUAUUCAUUGUGAAACACUUUGAAAUCCUAAUAAUAAAGCAUGGAUAUUGAAACUACUUCUAGUAGCAAUGGAUAUUCUAUU
Molecule: messenger RNA, 1770 nt
Organism: Sclerotinia trifoliorum
Lineage: Eukaryota; Fungi; Ascomycota; Leotiomycetes; Helotiales; Sclerotiniaceae
Source: the annotation of a GenBank genome assembly